Molecule: messenger RNA, 1485 nt
Organism: Arabidopsis arenosa
Lineage: Eukaryota; Viridiplantae; Streptophyta; Magnoliopsida; Brassicales; Brassicaceae
Source: the annotation of a GenBank genome assembly
AGAGGGGCUGUCUCAGAUCUGGUUCUAAAGCGAGAGAAAGAGAUUUUGAGUUGAGGAAAAAUGAGUAAAGAAGAGUUCAUGAAGAUCCAGACUUGUGUUCUUAAAGUGAACAUACACUGUGAUGGCUGUAAGCAGAAAGUCAAGAAAAUCUUGCAGAAAAUCGAAGGUGUUUUCACGACCAAGAUUGACUCAGAGCAAGGGAAAGUGACCGUCUCUGGAAGCGUAGAUCCUUCAGUUCUCAUCAAGAAGCUCGCCAAAUCUGGUAAACAUGCUGAAAUCUGGGGAGCUCCAAAGGGUAACAACAAUCCAAAUCAGUCCCAAAUGGCCAAUCAGUUUAAGGGAAUGCAGAUUGACAAUGGAAAAGGCGGUGGCGGUGGUGGAGGUAACAAUAAUAACAACAAGAAAGGCCAGAAAAACGGCGGAGGAGGUGGCGGCGGUGGAGGUGGAGGUAACAGUAAUGGGCCAAAGAUGGGUCAGCAACUGAAUCCCCAACAUAUGCAACAGCUUCAACAGCUUCAGAAGAUGAAAGGGUUUCAAGAUCUGAAGCUUCCUCCUCAGUUAAAAGGCUCUGUUCCUGUCAACAAGAACCAAAACCAGAAAGGAGUGAAGUUUGAUGUUCCUGAGGAUGAUGAUGAUGAUGAUUUCAGUGACGAAUUCGAUGAUGAGUUUACUGAUGAUGAUGACGACGAGUUUGAUGAUGAGUUUGAUGAUCUCCCUCUUCCGUCUAAUAAGAUGAAGCCCAACAUGACGAUGAUGCCUAAUGCUCAACAGAUGAUGAUGAACGCUCAAAAGAAUGCCAAUCUUGGCGGUGGCCCUGCUAAAAACGGCGGUAAAGGCGCUCCCGCUGGUGGCGGCGGCGGCGGUGGUGGAAAGGGUGGUGGCGGCGGUGGCAAGGCUGGUCCUGGUGGUGGUGGGAAUCAAAACCAAGGUGGAGGCAAGAACCCCGGUGGUGGACAUCCACAAGAUGGUAAAAACGGCGGUGGUCCAAACGCCGGAAAGAAGGGUAACGGCGGAGGUGGGCCCAUAGUUGGAGGACUUCCGGGUGGUUUCCGUCCCAUGGGAGGCGGAGGACCACCGAACAUGAGCAUGCCUAUGGGUAUGGGUGGCCCGAUGGGGAAUAUGCCGGCGGUUCAGGGGUUACCAGCGACCGGUCCAGGCGGUGCACCACAGGGUUAUUUCCAAGGGACCGGGGCAGAUCCGAUGCAAAUGCAGCAACAGCAAUAUUUAGCAGCGGUUAUGAACCAGCAACGAGCUAUGGGGAACGAGAGGUUCCAACCAAUGAUGUACGCACGACCACCACCGGCGGUUAACUAUAUGCCGCCAAACCCGCACCAAUAUCCGAAUCCUCAUCCGUACCCGUACCCGUAUCCAUAUCCUCCACCUUAUGGGAAUGAUCAAUACUCUCAUGCCUUUAGCGACGAGAACACAUCAAGCUGUGAUAUUAUGUGAGAUGGUUAAAAAUCUAAAUAAAACUUCAAUAGUUUG